AUGAUUCAAUCAUUUUCACUAUUACUAAUCACUAUUAUUAAUGCAUUAAUUUGUUGGUAUUCUUAUUUUAAUAAAUUACCAACUUUAAAAUUCUUUAGUAAGCCACCUUUUUGUAUCUUUUUAUCAUUAUUUACUUACGAUGUUCUUGGUAUUUCUUCAUGGCCUUUUAUUCUUGGAUUAGUUUUAAGUUUUCUUGGAGAUUUCUUUUUAUUGUUCACAGAACAGGUAUUAUUUUUGAUUGGAGCAUUUUCAUUUUUAUUUGCACAUGUCUUUUAUUCAAUUGGUUUUAAUGCAACAUUAUCUUCUGAUGCUCAAAUUAAUUAUCUUUGUUAUAUUGUUGUUGUAUUACCAAUUCUUGGGGCACUUAUUAUAUAUCGUCUUGCUAAUAAAGAACAGAAAGGACCACUUGUUUCUGGAUGUUUCCUUUAUAUGUCUUUUGUUGCUAUAGGAAUGUUUAAUUGUUUUAGAACAUUAACAGACCCUUCUUGGAAUUUACUUUCAUCAUUAAUAUGUUGUAGCAGUUAUUUCAUUUUUUUCAUUAGUGAUUUGUUAGUAAGUUUCAAUGAAUUAGUGAAAACCACCUGGUUAGUUUCUCUGUUAAUAAUAAUAACAUACCAUAUUGCACAAAUUGGUAUUGUUUGUGGGUUAGUAUUAAAUAUAAAUUAUGACCAUUUAAUAGCUUUAUUAAACUAA
Messenger RNA from Entamoeba dispar SAW760, 693 nucleotides. RefSeq lists its product as uncharacterized. NCBI's taxonomy places the organism in Eukaryota, Evosea, Mastigamoebida, Endamoebidae. The record is from RefSeq and is a predicted model, not a curated record. The transcript has 2 exons. Gene Ontology annotation, cellular component: membrane. The coding region runs from base 1 to 693 and encodes 230 amino acids.